GUUCAAAAUGGCGCCUACGUAAUCUUUUCGUUUGUGAGGUGUUCAUCAGCAUAUCGUGGCAAAGUGUUGUCGUGUGCCCUUGAUACGAGUCUGUAAGUCCUCCACAGCGGUAGACCUCGUCGGACAUCCUCAUCGUCGCGACCAUGACUUGAUUCGGCUGUUCCGCGUUGUGUCAGUUCUAAAACAAGCAGCGUGCGUCGCACCAGUUAGCUUUGGAUUCCCUGCGCCGCUGUCCUCGACAAUGGCGCGCGACAAGAAGAGACGGCGAUCGCUCUCUCGGAGUUCGUCCAGUUCUCCCGAGAGGAUCAGCCGACGGCGCCGAAACCGAUCCCGAAGCCGUGACCGACGGCGCCGGAGCAUCGAGCGGCACCGACGCUCCCGGUCGCGCGACCGCCGUCGGUCAAGGGAGAGGUACCGUCGAUCCCGUUCGCGCGGCCGACGGACCUACUCGCGUUCCCGUUCGCGGUCGUACUCGAGGUCGCGCUCCCGUGACCGCCGUUCCAAGAGUCAUGACGGCAAGCGCUCGCGUAGCCACGACCGCGACGACAAUAAGAGCGAGCAGACGACGUCCGCCACGAGUGCCCUAGCCGCCGCUGCAGCGGCGGCCGCCGCCGUCGCCGGAGCCAUCGCCGCUGCCGAAAACACCACCUUAGAUAAGAACGCGCAGCAGCAGCAACUCGACCUGGAAAUGCAAAAGCGGCGCGAGCGCAUCGAAAAGUGGCGUCAGGCGCGCAAGAAGACUGAAGAGGCGGUCGCCGCGACUUUGAUCCUAGCCUUGCCUGGAAAGAAGUGGAGCCUCGAAGACGACGAAGAGGACGACACAGGACCGCCUCCGCCCAUCAAGGACGACCCAGACGACGAACCCAGCCUUCCGUCGCUGAAGAAAAAGGUGGAUCCUGACGAAGGCGACGCCGAUUCUAAGGCCGAGGCUGUUGAGGUCAAGAAAGAAGCUGAGCAGGCCAAGCAGGAGGAAGAGGAGGAGGACGACGGCAUCGACCCGUUGGACGCGUACAUGAUGGGAAUUCAGAACGAGGUGAAGCAGCUGAAAGACAAGGCGCUCAAGACGGAUGGCACCACGGCCCCGUCCGCGCCCGAGAAGGCUAACAACAAGGUUACGGUAAUCAUGGGCGUUGCCAAGAAGAAAGAGGACAAGAAGAAAGGCGAGCUCAUGGAACAGAACGUUGACGCCUUGGAGUAUUCGUCUGAAGAGGAGACAGAAGACCUGCAGACGACUAUGAACAACCUGCAGGCUGGCAAGUCAAAGAAACCGGUUUCGGUCUCUAUAGAGGACAUCUCGUACGCACCAUUCCGUAAGAAUUUUUACAUUGAGGUGCCCGAGCAAGCAAAGAUGACGCAGGGUGAAGUGGAGACACUGCGUGCCGAGCUGGAGGGCAUCAAGGUACGUGGCAAGGGAUGCCCCAAGCCCAUCCGUAACUGGGCCCAGUGUGGGGUCAGCAAGAAAGUGCUGGAACUGCUGAAGAAGCACGGGUUCGAGAAGCCCACUCCCAUUCAAGCGCAGGCCAUACCUGCUGUGAUGUCCGGCAGGGACAUAAUCGGCAUCGCAAAGACUGGGUCGGGCAAGACACUCGCAUUCCUUCUGCCCAUGUUCCGACACAUCUUGGAUCAGGCGCCGUUGGAAGAUGACGAUGGCCCCAUUGCCGUCAUCAUGACUCCGACUCGAGAGCUUGCCAUGCAGAUCACCAAGGAUUGUAAAAAGUUCACAAAGUCGCUUGGCCUUCGUGUCGUUUGUGUGUAUGGUGGCACAGGCAUUUCCGAACAGAUUGCGGACCUAAAACGUGGGGCAGAGAUCAUUGUCUGCACCCCAGGGCGCAUGAUUGAUAUGCUGGCUGCCAACAAUGGUAGGGUGACCAACUUCCGUAGGACCACUUAUGUAGUCUUGGAUGAAGCCGACCGCAUGUUUGACAUGGGUUUCGAGCCUCAGGUGAUGCGCAUCAUUGACUCUAUACGUCCCGACCGGCAGACUGUCAUGUUUUCCGCUACCUUUCCGCGGCAGAUGGAGGCUCUUGCUAGGCGUAUCUUAAUCAAACCUAUUGAAAUCCUGGUAGGUGGAAGGAGUGUUGUGUGCAAAGAUGUGGAACAGCAUGUUGUCAUUCUCAACCAAGACGACAAGUUCUUUAAACUUCUGGAACUUCUGGGUCUGUACCAGGAUAAAGGCAGUGCCAUUGUGUUUGUCGACAAGCAGGAGCAUGCGGACAUUCUCUUGAAGGAUCUUAUGAAGGCCUCACACAAUGCCAUGGCUCUCCAUGGUGGAAUUGACCAGUUUGAUCGUGACUCUACAAUUGUUGACUUCAAGGCAGGUAAAGUUGGCGUCCUCAUAGCCACGUCAGUGGCGGCGAGAGGGUUGGAUGUGAAGCACCUCAUUCUCGUUGUCAACUUCGAUUGCCCAAACCACUAUGAAGAUUAUGUGCACCGCUGUGGUCGGACAGGACGUGCUGGAAACAAGGGGUACGCUUACACUUUCAUCACAGAAGAUCAGGGGCGUUACUGUGCUGAUGUCAUUAAGGCGCUAGAACUUAGUGGUAACCCCAUACCAGAAGAUCUGCAGAAACUCUUUGACGAGUACAAAGCAAGACAGGAGGCAGAAGGCAAAAAAGUUAGGGGAGGCAGCGGAUUCUCCGGCAAAGGCUUCAAAUUUGAUGAGGCCGAAUCGCAUCUCAAGACCGAAAAGAAGAAGUUCCAGAGAGCUGCGCUUGGCAUGCAAGACUCCGAUGAUGAAGACGCUGAAGGUGACAUUGACCGCGAGAUUGAGUCCAUGCUUGCACCCAAGAAGCGCAUCAAGGAACUCUUACCUGGUCCCUCUGUUACUGGACAAGCAGUGCCUGCACAGGCUGUGCCAGGUGUCCCCGGUACUGUACCUGGUGUUGCUGUCCCACUGGGCGCGGCCACUGCCACCGCAGCUCCCAGCGGCACCGUCUCCGAGAAGCUGGAGAUGGCACGCAUGCUGGCGUGUCGCAUCAACAUGACACGGACUUUCAGUGCGCCUUCCACGCCAGCGCCUGAAGUCAUGAUGACGGCACAGUCGGCGACCGAGGCCAUGAUGCGCGGACAGUAUGUGCCGGAGCUCCCGACACCAGUGAUAUCGGCCAAGACGCUUGCGGAACAGCGAGCUGAGAAGCUACACGCCAAGCUCAACUACCAGCCCAAGGUCAUCGAGGAAGAACCUCCGGAGCCACCACCACAGAAGGAGCGAUUCCAGAAGUACGAGGAGGAGCUGGAGAUCAAUGACUUCCCCCAGCAAGCGAGGUGGAAGGUCACGUCUAAAGAAGCUAUGGCCCAGAUUAGCGAGUACUCGGAAGCUGGCAUCACGGUACGUGGCACCUACUACCCUCCAGGCAAGGAGGCCAAGGGUGGAGAUCGCAAGUUGUACCUCGCCAUCGAAAGCACGAGCGAACUUGCUGUCAGCAAAGCACGGGCCGAGAUCAUCCGACUCAUCAAGGAAGAGAUGGUCAAAAUGCAGCAUUCAUACCAACCCAUCAACAGGGGACGUUACAAGGUGCUGUGAGGAACUUUUGUGGCCUGGCAGAAAGCUUCAUGUUCUACUUGUUCUUGUUGUACACUACCACUGCACAUUCUCAUUCUUGAGCCUGUCAAUAAAUGUGCUGGGCUUUGUAGAAUGCACCCAGCACUGACAUGUAAA
Messenger RNA from Dermacentor andersoni, 3658 nucleotides. RefSeq names its product pre-mRNA processing factor 5 (gene Prp5). Gene Ontology annotation, molecular function: RNA helicase activity; ATP binding; nucleic acid binding. The record is from RefSeq and is a predicted model, not a curated record. Lineage: Eukaryota; Metazoa; Arthropoda; Arachnida; Ixodida; Ixodidae.